AUGGAAAAGAUCAAGAGCUUUAUAGGCCAAAAGGAAAAGGACGACUUUUCUGAAACCAAAAGGGUUUCCACUGAUGAAGGGGACAACCUUGUUGUUAACCCAAUUUUAUCUAUCGCCAAAUCGCAAGAAUUCGACCCUGUCACUUCUCGUCUUGAAAAGGAAAUCUUGGAAGAUGAGUAUACUGCUAUUCACGUUGAAGACGAUUCCCCAUACCCAGAAGUUAGAGCUUCUGUGCCAUCUACCGAUGACUGGGAACUCCCUCAAAACACAAUUAGAAUGUGGACCAUCGGUAUGAUUUUGACUAUGAUUGGUUGUGGUAUGAAUACCUACUUCUCUUUGCAUAGUCCUUCAUUCUCCAUUACCAUGUACGUCACUUCUAUCUUGGCUUGGCCAAUCGGUAAGGCAUGGCACGCAUGUUUACCAAAUAUCCUGAUCUUUGGUGCUCCAUUAAAUCCAGGUCCUUUCAACUUGAAGGAACACGCCUUGAUCUCAAUUAUGGCCAACGUUAACUUCGCUGGUGGUGCUGCUUAUGCCACUGAUAUCUUGUUAGCCCAAAACAGAUACUACAAGGUCGAUUACGGUUGGGGUUUUGACAUUUUGUUAAUCUUGUGUACCCAAUGUAUUGGUUUUGGUUUAGCUGGUGUCACUAAGAAGGUUCUUGUUGACUCACCAUCUAUGAUUUGGCCACAGGACUUGGUUGCUACUACUUUCUUGACCAAUAUGCAUAUUAAUGAGAAUCACCCUGCUAACGGCUGGAGAAUCUCAAGAUUGAUGUUUUUCUCUGUGGUCUUCUCAUCUGCAUUCGUUUGGUAUUGGUUCCCAGGUUUUAUUUUCCAAGCUUUGUCGUACUUCGCUUGGCCAACAUGGAUUGCACCAAAUAACAUUGUCGUUAACCAAGUAUUCGGUGCUUCUCAAGGUCUUGGUAUAAUCCCAUUAACAUUCGAUUGGAAUCAAAUUGCUGGUUACAUUGGUUCUCCAUUGAUUCCACCUGCAUCUACUAUCGCAUCUAUUUUGUUUGCCAUGGUCACUAUUUACUGGAUUAUUACCCCAGCAUUAUACUAUACUAACACUUGGUAUGGUAAAUACUUACCAAUCUCAUCAAGUACCUCUUACGACAGAUACCAGGCAAGUUACAAUGUCACUAAGAUUGUUAAACCAGGUACUUUGUCUUUUGACCCAGAAGGAUACAAGGAAUACUCUCCGUUAUUCUUGUCCACCACUUUCGCUAUUUCGUACGGUUUAUCUUUUGCUUCCAUCUUAGCUACCUUAAUUCACACUGGUCUCUUCCACGGUAAAGAUAUCAUAAAGCAAUUGAAACAACAAGAGAAGAGAGAUGUGCACAACAGAUUAAUGGAAAGAUACAAGCCAGUGCCAGAAUGGUGGUACAUCAUUGUCUUUGUGAUCUUCUUUGCCAUGGCUAUUGCAACUAUCGAAGCCUGGGACACCGAAUUCCCAGUCUGGGGUCUUAUUGUUGCCCUUUUAAUUGCCAUUGUUUUCUUAUUACCAGUCGGUGUGAUCUUCGCUUUGACCAACAUUGCAGUUGGUUUAAACGUUGUUACUGAAUUCAUUGUCGGUUACAUGAUUCCAGGAAAGGGUAUGGCUAUGAUGUUGUUCAAGACAUUUGGUUACAUUACCAACUCCCAGGCUAUCUACUUCGUUCAAGACAUGAAAUUAGGUCACUAUAUGAAAUUAAAACCAAGAGUUUUAUUCUCUGCCCAAAUGAUUGCCACUAUUUGGGGUUGUAUUGUUCAAAUUGCCGUUUUGAGAUGGUCCUACGGUAACAUUGAAGGCUUGUGUGAUGCUGAUCAACCAAACAACUUUACUUGUCCAAACGGUAAGGUUUUCUUCACUGCCUCGAUUAUUUGGGGUGUCAUUGGUCCAGGUAGAAUCUUCUCCCAUGGUCAAAUAUAUUACGGAUUAUUAUUCUUCUUCAUUAUUGGAGCCGUUUGCCCAAUUGCAAAUUGGUUAAUCUUGAAAAAAUGGCCAAACUCUCCAGUUAGAUGGUUGAACUGGCCUGUCUUUUUCUCGGGUACUGCUUACAUUCCUCCAGCUACCCCAUACAACUAUGGUGCUUAUUGUUUAACUGGUUUAAUGUUCGGUUACGUUAUUAAGAGGAAAUUCUUCCAUUGGUGGACUAAGUACAACUAUUCCUUAUCCGCAGGUCUUGAUAUUGGUUUAGCUUGGUCUUCAUUGAUCAUUUUCUUGGCUAUGAACACAAGUAGUACCCACUACAUGAAGACUCCAAAGUGGUGGGGUAACGAUGUUAUCAGUAGUACCCUUGAAGGUGCAGGUGUUGCUUACUACCACACUCUUGAAGAUGGUCAAUCUUUCGGUCCAUCGUCUUGGUAA
Molecule: messenger RNA, 2349 nt
Organism: Dujonia railenensis
Lineage: Eukaryota; Fungi; Ascomycota; Pichiomycetes; Serinales; Debaryomycetaceae
Source: the annotation of a GenBank genome assembly